Molecule: messenger RNA, 327 nt
Organism: Dentiscutata heterogama
Lineage: Eukaryota; Fungi; Glomeromycota; Glomeromycetes; Diversisporales; Gigasporaceae
Source: the annotation of a GenBank genome assembly
AUGUCAUUGCCAACAUCUACAUCAUACGAACCAACUACAAUAACCAAAUCAUCAACGCCAAAAGUUAAGGAAAAUGAUGUAGUUCAUGACAUUGAAUCAAGUCAGAUAACUCAAAUACGUGUUAUUACCAGGUACCAUGCUUCGAGCGGGCUUGCAUCACCAACAAAUGAUCAUAAUUUACCAGCAAGAGAAACUGUGACACCGGGUGCUUCUGGCUCUUCCGGACUUGUAAGAAUCUGGUGGAGAAAUUUGCCUGAAUGUGAAGGUGAUUGUGAAAUAGAUGAAAACAUGUGUGUGAGGUUUACACAGGUUCUUAGACAUAAAUAA